Molecule: messenger RNA, 1372 nt
Organism: Esox lucius (northern pike)
Lineage: Eukaryota; Metazoa; Chordata; Actinopteri; Esociformes; Esocidae
Product: zinc finger protein 135-like
Source: RefSeq, a predicted model, not a curated record
CUCGAUUAGGUAACCUUAAAGUUCACCAGCGCAUACAUACUGGUGAUAAGCCUUACUCCUGUUCUGACUGUGGGAUGUUUUUCUCUCGCUUAGGGAACCUUAAAGUUCACCAGCGCAUACAUACUGGUGAUAAGCCUUACUCCUGUUCUGACUGUGGGAAAUGUUUCUCUCAAUUAGGUUACCUUAAAAUUCACCAGCGCAUACAUACUGGAAAGAAGCCUUACUCCUGUUCUGACUGUGGGAAGUGUUUCCCUCUUUUAGGUUACCUUAAAAUUCACCAGCGCAUACAUACUGGUGAUAAGCCUUAUUCCUGUUCUGACUGUGGAAAGAGUUUUAUCUCAUCAUCUGGUCUUUCUAGACAUCAGUUAGUGCAUACUGGUGAGAAGCCUUACUCCUGUUCUGACUGUGGGAAGUGUUUUUGCUCAUCAUCUAAACUUACUAGACAUCAGUUAGUGCAUACUGGUGAUAAGCCUUACUCCUGUUCUGACUGUGGGAAGUGUUUCUCUCAAUUAGGUUAUCUUAAAGUUCACCAGGGCAUACGUACUGGUGAGAAGCCUUACUCCUGCUCUGACUGUGGGAAGUGUUUUAUCUCAUCAUCUGGUCUUACUAGACAUCAGUUAAUACAUACUGGUGAGAAGCCUUACUCCUGUUCUGACUGUGGGAAGUGUUUUAUCUCAUCAUCUAGCCUUACUAGACAUCAGUUAGGGCAUACUGGUGAGAAGCCUUACUCCUGUCCUGUCUGUGGGAAGUGUUUCAUCUCAUCAUCUGGCCUUACUAGACAUCAGUUAGUGCAUACUGGUGAGAAACCUUACUCCUGUUCUGACUGUGGGAAGUGUUUCUCUCAAUUACAUUACCUUAAAGUUCACCAGCGCAUGCAUACUGGUGAUAAGCCUUACUCCUGUUCUGACUGUGGGAAGUGUUUUAUCUCAUCAUCUGUACUUAUUAGACAUCAGUUAGUGCAUACUGGUGAGAAGCUUUUCUCCUGUGCUGACUGUGGGAAGAGUUUUAUCUCAUCAUCUAAACUUACUAGACAUCAGUUAGUGCAUACUGGUGAGAAACCUUACUCCUGCUCCGACUGUGGGAAGUGUUUCUCUCAAUUAGAUUAUCUUAAAGUUCACCAGCGCAUACAUACUGGCGAGAAGCCUUACUCCUGCUCCGACUGUGGGAAGUGUUUCUCUCAAUUAGAUUAUCUUAAAGUUCACCCGCAUACAUACUGGCGAGAAGCCUUACUCCUGCUCCGACUGUGGGAAGUGUUUUGCUUCUUCAUCUGCAAUUAAUUUGCAUAGAAAAUGGCAUAUGGGUGAAAAGCCUUACUCCUGUUCUGACUGUGGGAAGUGUUUCAUUAGAUCGAGUGAUCUUACUAUUCAUAAAA